Messenger RNA from Kalmanozyma brasiliensis GHG001, 2850 nucleotides. Its product is annotated as Translation initiation factor IF- 2, domain 3. Gene Ontology annotation, molecular function: GTPase activity; GTP binding. The transcript has a single exon. The coding region runs from base 1 to 2850 and encodes 949 amino acids. The record is from RefSeq and is a predicted model, not a curated record. Lineage: Eukaryota; Fungi; Basidiomycota; Ustilaginomycetes; Ustilaginales.
AUGCUGUCAAGAACAUCACUUUCACUGGCGUCGUCCUCUCGCCUGGCUAGCUGGGCGACCGCCUCCACUUCCCGAGCGGCAGCGGCGCUCAGCACCGCACCUUCACUCUCACGAAGCCUCUCGUCAACACCACUGGCCGCAUCAGGCCGCGAAGGCUCUCGACCUUCGCAUUCGCAGAACCGCGAUCGGGAUGGGUCCGACUAUCGACCACGCAGACGCGACGACGCUUCGCAGCCAAAUCAACGCUCCGGCGGCUCGAACUACGGCAACCCUGUCGCGCAGUUCAGCCGCAAUCAACGGUUCAGUCCGGAUGGCACGCGCAAGCGAUUGCCGCAUCCCAACGCCAAGUCGCGUCCGCCACAGGAUCGCCAGGGUGGCAAUCGGGAGCGAGGUGGGAGGCCGAGAGAUGGUGGCGGGUACACAAGAGGCGGGGAAGAUGCGUCGGCGAUGAAGUUCGGUUCGGCUGAACCAGACGCCCUAGGUAGCGGUGGAGCGGCGAAACGUGAUUCGACGUUGAACCGCAUCAAGGCGCGGAGCUUGGGCGGGGAUGAGGAGGCUGGUGGUUCCGGCCGGUUCGAACCUGUAGAGUCAGAUGACAGCCCCGCACCCUCUCGAUACACCUCGGACGACGCACCCGGCAGACGAAACGACAAGUCGGACCGCCACCACACGGCCAAACACAAGAAGAAAGAGGGUCGCGGCUCACUUCUCGACCACCCGCCAUCCUCUUCAUCCCGCAACCGACGACGCGACGACGACCCCCUCCCUCGCCCGCGCACACCCCCCAAACUCAAACCGAAACUCCUCAAGAUCGAACGCAACAUCUUCCUCCCCCCGCUCAUCUCGGUGAUCCAACUAUGCAUGCGGAUGGAGAAGAAACUCAUCCCCGUGCAACAGGUCAUGACGUCGCUGGGGAUGGAGGAUACGCGACCGGAUCUGAUGCUCAAGUUCUCCGAUGCCGAGAUGAUCGCUGCCCAACUCAACGUUGUGGCCAUUCCGAACGAGGAAGCGUCAUUCGAUCUGUUUCCUCGGCCUGCGCCUACACCGGACGAAGCUGCAGGGUACCCAGUGAGACCACCGGUGGUGAGCAUCAUGGGCCACGUAGAUCAUGGAAAGACCACGUUGCUGGAUCGAUUGCGCAGCACCAGCGUCGCGGCCGGUGAGGCGGGGGGGAUCACCCAGCACAUCGGCGCGUUUAGCGUCCCCAUCUCGUACAGAGAGCAGGAUAAGGGCAAGAAGAAAGGGUAUGCGGGCAUUCAGACCAUCACAUUCCUCGACACGCCGGGACACGCGGCGUUUACGGCGAUGCGCAGCCGUGGAGCGAUGGUCACCGACAUAGUCGUGCUCGUCGUUGCAGCGGAUGACGGGGUGAUGCCUCAAACCAGGGAGGUAAUCUCGCUCGUUCAGGCGGCGAACAAAGACGCGCAAGGGGAGGACGAGAAACCUGUCCAAAUGGUGGUCGCUCUUACCAAGGUGGACAAGCCCGAAGCCGACCCUGAUCGCGUCAAACGCGAACUCCUCUCCGCCGGUGUCGAACUAGAGGAGCUCGGCGGUGACAUUCCGUGCGUCCACGUCUCCGGUAAAACAGGGAAAGGAAUCGAUGAACUCGAAGAAACCCUCGCGGCGCUCGCCGAACUCGCCGAUAUCCGUGCCGACCGAACCGGUCUCCCCGAAGGCUACGUGAUCGAGUCCAAGGUGGACAAAGGUCGGGGCAACGUCGCUACGGUGCUGAUCAAGCGCGGAACACUCGAAAAGGCUGCACCGAUCGUCGCCGGUACGGCGUGGUGCAAGGUGCGACAGAUCAUCCAUUCCUCCGGCAAACCAUUGGCGCGUGGGCUCCCUGGCGAUCCAGUGUUGGUCAGCGGCUGGCGAACGCUGCCCACCGCAGGGGAUCUGUUGUUGGGCGGAACAGACGAGCAGUCGUGCAAACGGGCCUCGGAGAACCGACGCAAGCUGCAGGACGAGAGGCGAUUGAUGGACGACGUGGAGCAGAUCAACGAGGCGAGGCGGGUCAAGGCGGAAGCGGAUGAGGCCGAGGCGAGACGCGAGUUUGAGGAGAGGCAACGACGGCGGGCGGCACGCAUUGCGGCGGAUGAUGGGAAGGAUCCGGCUGCUGUGCUUGCCGCGUUGGACGGGGCUGCCCCCCUCGAAGGGCAGGAUGACGUUGCGGAUGUAUCGGAGGAGAAGGGUGCAGACGAGCCAGGUGCGAGAAAGAUGCUCAACGUCAUUGUCAAAGCCGACUUCAGCGGUACGGUGGAAGCGGUUGUCGGGGCCAUCUCCUCCAUCGGCAACGCCGAAGCGGGGGUGAAGAUUAUCAGUGCGAUUCCUGGUGAACCUUCCGAAUCGGAUGUUUCCAAAGCCGCCGCCCUAGGCGCCACGAUCAUCGGAUUCAACGUAACCCCUCCCAAAGCAAUCCUCCAGUCGGCCGCUCGAGCCCAACCAACCCCCGUCCCCAUCAUCGCCUCGGACGUCAUCUACCGUCUGAUGGAAACCGUUUCCCAGAAAGUCGCCGAGUUGCUGCCACCCACCAAAGAGGCGAGGGUCCACGGUGAGGCCACCGUCAGCCAGAUCUUCGAGAUCAACCUCAAGGGGCGUAACUUCAAGAAGAUCGCCGGUUGCAGGGUCACCAACGGCACCAUCGCAAAGAGCAACCUCGUGAGGGUGCUGAGGGGCGACAAGCGCGACGAGGUCUACCGGGGCAAGUUGGACGAGUUCAAGCACGUGAAGAAGGACGUGACCGAGAUGAGGAAGGGCACCGAGUGCGGGAUGAGCUUUGAAGGGUGGCAGGAGUUGAAGGAGGGAGAUGUGGUGCAGAGCUUCAGCGAGGUCGAGGUUGCGAGGACGUUGUAG